Molecule: messenger RNA, 1722 nt
Organism: Rana temporaria (common frog)
Lineage: Eukaryota; Metazoa; Chordata; Amphibia; Anura; Ranidae
Product: dead end protein homolog 1-like
Exons: 5
Coding region: 148-1227 (359 amino acids)
Biological process (GO): negative regulation of miRNA-mediated gene silencing; mRNA stabilization
Cellular component (GO): nucleus; cytoplasm
Molecular function (GO): mRNA binding
Source: RefSeq, a predicted model, not a curated record
AACAACUGGUAUCUCCGAGGAGGGCACACGGAGCUGAGACAAUCUCAUUGGAGGGCUGGGAGCCGGCCCUCGCUGCUGAUUGGACGCUGGUCAUGUGAAGAGGAAAGUUCUGGAGAAAAGUUCUCAGAGGCUGAAGACUGAGAGGUGAUGUCCGCGUGUAGAGAGAAGAUGGAGAGGGGGGAGCAGUACGGAUGGAUAAUGAGGAGCUGUGUACAGGAAGACCUACCGGGGGAGGAGGUCUGGAUCACUUCAGUGAACAGACAGAAUAAAGAAGCCCUUUCACAAUGGACGAAAGAAAAUAAUGUCAUCCUUCAACAGAUCAAUGGUCAGAGAAUUUACCGUGGGUACCCUGCAGGUUUUGUUGUAGAAGCUCCUCCAUUUGGCACAGAAGUUUACAUAUGCAGCAUCCCACAAGAGAUAUAUGAAGAUAAGCUGAUUCCUCUCUUUGAAACCGUUGGGAGACUUUUUGAGUUCCGGUUAAUGAUGACAUUCAGUGGCCUGAACCGCGGAUUUGCAUAUGCACGCUAUUUGACCAAGCGGCAAGCAGGGCUGGCCAUCUGCCGACUAAACGGCUACGAAAUACAGAUCGGCUGCAAGAUUCUGGUGUGCAGAAGCACAGAAAAGUGUGAGCUGGUCAUAGAUGGCCUUCCUUGUAUUUUGGAUCAAAGCGCAUUAACCAGUGCCCUGUGUGAAAUUACCGCUGGCAUAGAAACAAUUUCCCUUUUUGCCAGCCAUUUAGCAGACAUGAAAAAUAUCGCCAUUCUAAAGUACAACUCCCACAAAGAAGCGGCCUUGGCAAAGAAAAGUCUGUGUGAAGGCUCACGGCUGCUGUAUGGUUGCCCCUUCAGUGUAGAUUGGCUGAAGCCCCAGAUGAAGCAAAAAAUGCAGUCUGGCACUCUGAGGCAGCCCCAUGUGUACCGUCCUGAAAAGUGGAGCAGCAGUGUCAGGCAGGAUAAAGCGUUUGCAGGCAGCUGUGUUUAUACUCUGCACAUUAUCUGCGAGCAAAUGAAGUUGGGCCAGCCAUCUUACCAGAUACAGUUUUUGGGUCCAGGCUCCUGUGGAUGGAUAAGGUUCAGCUAUGUGGUUACAAUGCCAAACCAUUCUGUUCCGUUUAGUGGAUCCGACUGGCUGGUUGGCGAGUACCUUACCCCUGGGGAAGAGUACCAAAAUGCAAAGGAGAAAGUUGCCCUACAAAUACUAAAGAAGUUAGGGUUCAUCCCUGGUUAGACUAUCCUGGCUUCCAAAAUGAAAACCCAGCGCAAUUUUUACUUUAUUUUUGUUUCAACACAUAAGAAGACCCGUGAAGCCCAAGAUUGACGCGUGGAUAUGAAUGCUAAGGGAAUGGGACCUUUCCAAAAUGUAUAGUUCUUCAAGUUUCAUCUAGCACUUGUUCUUUGUGUGAUGACACUACUAAUGUUUUUUCCACAUUGGUAAUCCCUAAAAGAACUAAACCAUGUUUAUAAGAGUUAGCUGUUGGAAGAACGGACUGUGCUGCCUACAGCAACCAAUUAUUUUCUCUCUUUUGGGUUUAUGUUAGGCUGGGAAAUUGAAGGGAGAAUCUGGUUGUUGUAAGUGUUACGCAGUUGCAAGCAGUUUUUUUAUAUAUGAGUUGCUGAUAUGCAGCAAAAAAACACUAAGGGCAACCGCUUAGUAAAUCAACAUUUACUAACGGCAAAUAGAUUGUGCACUUUGUAAGUGCAUUUACUCCAGAGCUUAAUAAAU